AUGGCUUCGCUUCUACUUGAGCAUCUCUCGACCAAGGCGGCAGUGGACGACGCCAUCCGCGCCACGAAGGACCGUGUGCUGGUGUUGCGGUUUGGCCGAGCAUCGGACACUGUGUGCUUGCAGCAGGACGACAUCCUGGCCAAAUGCGAGCAAGAGCUGUCCAAGAUGGCGCGGGUGUGUCUGGUGGAGGCAGAACAGAUUCCUAUUUACUGCCAGUACUUUGACAUUACUCUCAUACCCGCUACCAUUUUCUUUGUUAACGGGCAACACAUGAAAGUGGACUACGGAACACCGGACCACACCAAAUUCAUCGGAGCUUUCCACACAAAACAAGACUUUAUCGAUCUUGUUGAGGUUAUUUAUCGCGGUGCAAAACACGGCAAGUCAAUUGUGAACAGCCCGAUUGAGAAGUCGCAUAUUCCCCAGUACGAUCUCAUCUACAAGGACAUCUAA
This is a messenger RNA of Phytophthora infestans T30-4, 453 nucleotides long. RefSeq lists its product as uncharacterized. The transcript is spliced from 4 exons. NCBI's taxonomy places the organism in Eukaryota, Oomycota, Peronosporomycetes, Peronosporales, Peronosporaceae. Gene Ontology annotation, biological process: mRNA splicing, via spliceosome. The record is from RefSeq and is a predicted model, not a curated record. Gene Ontology annotation, cellular component: spliceosomal complex; U4/U6 x U5 tri-snRNP complex; U5 snRNP. Bases 1 to 453 code for a protein of 150 amino acids.